GCGCAUUCACAAGUCACAAUGGCGGAUAUGGACGUUUUCGCCGCUAUGGGUAUUUCAGGUUUCGGAAAGACACAAAAGAAGAAACCAACAGUGGACCCAUCUUCGUUCUCAAGAAACAAAAGGGCCCCCUCUCCCAAGGCCGAAUCCAUGGAGAAGAAUGGCAGCGCUGAAUCCAAUGAAGUGUCUGUUCAACCGACUAGCUCAGAGGUGCUAGCCGACGCGGGCAGGAGUACGACUUCAUCUGAAUCGCCGGAACCAGGUCCAUUACCAGCACCAGCGUCAGUGAAUGAUGACAUUGACGAUGCUGAGCCUGAAUAUGACCCAGACGAACUCGAUGCCGAGGCCGACUUUCCUAUAUCGCACGAACUGCCAAUGAAAGAUCAUACAAAGGUCAUUUCUGCUCUUGCCAUUGACCCGUCAGGCGCACGGUUCGUUUCGGGUUCUCAUGACUACGACUGUAAGUUAUGGGAUUUUGGUGGGAUGGGAGCGACACCCAAGCCAUUUAAGACAUGGGAACCGGCAGGCACGUACUAUGUCCACGAUUUGAAGUUUUCACCUGAUGGCACCAAGUUUCUUGUCAUUUCGGGUACCAUCCAGCCCAAAUUAUUCAGCCGAGACGGCGAAGAAUUAGCGACGUAUGUUAAGGGUGAUGUGUACAUUCGGGACAUGAAGCAUACUGCAGGACAUGUUGGAGAAGUCCUCUGUUCAUCUUGGCACCCGAAAGACUCGAGUACUUUCAUAACUUGCUCAGCUGACUCAACAAUUCGAAUAUGGGAUGCUGACGACAAGCGCAGGCAGAAGACUGUGAUUGUUGUCAAGUCGAAGGAGCGAGGCGCACGGACGAAGGUCACUGCAUGCGCGUAUUCACAUGAUGCCAAGUACAUUGGUGGCGCCUGCGUUGAUGGUGCACUUCAUAUGUGGAAGACGAACUCGAAUUUCGUGCGUCCAGACAUGAGUAUUGAGGGAGCACAUACGAAAGGCACAGAAACCGGUUCCUUUGUCUUUUCGGUGGAUGGCAGAACAGUAAUGACCAGAGGUGGGGAUGAUACGGUGAAGCUGUGGGACCUCCGCUCCUUCCGCAAACCGUUGGCGACGAAGACCAACAUCACCACUCUUUAUCCCACUACAAAUGCUGUCUUCAGUCCGGACGAGAAAUAUAUCAUCACUGGGUCGGGCGCUACAAGCAAGGGAGGGAAAGGCAAAUUAUUAUUUUUACGGAAGGAAUCUUUGGAGCCUGUCAGAGAACUGGAGAUGGAUAGCACGCCAGUCAAAGUCCUUUGGCAUCCCAAAAUCAACCAGAUUUUGGUGGGGCAGGCAAACGGCCAAGUGUCUUGCCUUUAUUCGCCAGAACAUUCGCUGAACGGUGCAAAACUACUGGCCAACAAAUCAGCUGUCAGAAGGCCGACAGUGGAGUCCAUGGCGUCUGCAGAGCUGCAACCACAGAUUAUCACUCCACACGCACUGCCGAUGUUUCGCGAUGGCGAGGAGGGGAGGAGUGUCAAGAGGAAGAGAGAAAAAGAGCGAUUGGAUCCUCGGAAGAGCAAGCGACCAGAGUUGCCCGUCACAGGACCUGGGAAGGGUGGACGCGUCGGCGCAAGUGCGACUCAACAUGUCGUCCAGAACCUAUUCAGGGACACUACUCGCGAUCAAGAUCCCCGGGAGGCAUUGCUGAAGUACGCAGACGUCGCGGAGAAGGAUCCUCAAUGGACAUCAGCCUGGAGACAAAACCAGCCCAAGCCGGUGUUUGCAGAGGCCGAGGAAGAGGAGGAGGGAGAAAAGGAACAAUAGGGCACUGUGCUGCUGUUUGUCUGUAGCUAAUAGGUAGGGAUAUACUGUGGAAUAGCGGG
Molecule: messenger RNA, 1847 nt
Organism: Fomitiporia mediterranea MF3/22
Lineage: Eukaryota; Fungi; Basidiomycota; Agaricomycetes; Hymenochaetales; Hymenochaetaceae
Product: WD40 repeat-like protein
Exons: 10
Coding region: 19-1788 (589 amino acids)
Biological process (GO): regulation of DNA double-strand break processing
Cellular component (GO): nucleus; site of double-strand break
Molecular function (GO): protein binding
Source: RefSeq, a predicted model, not a curated record